This is a messenger RNA of Phragmites australis (common reed), 1257 nucleotides long. RefSeq names its product gibberellin-regulated protein 6-like. The record is from RefSeq and is a predicted model, not a curated record. NCBI's taxonomy places the organism in Eukaryota, Viridiplantae, Streptophyta, Magnoliopsida, Poales, Poaceae. Bases 342 to 728 code for a protein of 128 amino acids. The transcript is spliced from 4 exons.
CCCCUGCUUGCAUCGCCCCCACCCCACACCCGCCUGCAUGACGCGGCCACGCGCCAGAAGCUACCAAACUGCAAGCAUUGUCCGGAUCCAACUGCACCUUCAGUGCUUGGCCCCGGUUGGGUAGCAACAGGAGCCCUUUCGGUGCAUGCGGCUCAUAAAACAGCUAGCUCACAGGCCAAAUGGGAUUGCAGCCUAUCUGUGUGCGCUCACAAGACAAACAGCCCCAUUCUAGCUUGAAUUGAGAGAUAAAGUGGUAGAGGAGCUAGGAGCUUCACCUGCAUUCCUUGGCUUCUUUUAUCUAGCUUGAAUUGAGAGAGUGUGGAGUGUGGGAUCGAACAGCCAUGGAGAGCAGAGGGAUGCUGCUGCUCUGCUGCUGCGUCGCGAUGGUAGUGCUUGUGCUUCUCUCUGGAGAAUGCCAGGCCAAUUAUUAUUACGUGACGUCUCCGGGGCCAACCCCGCCACCAACCAGCUCGUCUGCUGUUCCACCGGCCAUGCCCACCACCUUCCCUAUGUACGGUGUCACCCCUGGCAGCCUCAAGCCCAGAGAGUGCGGUGGCCGGUGUGCGGCGCGGUGCUCGGCGACGGCGUACCGGAAGCCGUGCCUGUUCUUCUGCCAGAAGUGCUGCGCGUCGUGCCUGUGCGUGCCGGCGGGCACCUACGGCAACAAGGAGUCCUGCCCCUGCUACAGCAACUGGAAGACCAAGAGGGGAGGCCCCAAGUGCCCCUAGGAAGCCGGCGCCAUGGAUUCACUGUAACUAAUAAACCAGCAAGUAUCUCACUUGCUGCGCGAAAUUCCUGACGAAAAGAGGACGACCACGAUCCAAAUAUCGUUCUUGACAAAUCUUUGACACUGAAAACUAGUGUAUGACGGUGGCAGUUUAAAGGGUUAAUUAGAUCCAUAUCAUUAUAAAUUUGCAGAAAUAAAAAAAUAUCACUAUAAAAACCGAAAUCAGGCUAAUGCCAUUAUAACUUUGCCUGAUUUUGAUUCAUGCCAUUAUGUAUGUAUCUAACGUUUUUGUUCCCACUUUCAGCAUUCCUUAUUUCCAUAUGGAAUGAAAUGCCCUCGUUCUACCUCCAUAAUCCUUGCACCCAUUAUCCACUCCCCUCUGGCUCUCUCUCCUCUCUCUCACUUCAUCAUUCUGGUUGCCGAGAGCAAGAAGCAGAGUGCCAAGCCAUCCUCGGAUCCUCUCUCUCCCCCCUCUCACUUCAGCACCUGCAAUACUAGCGUGACGCGAGGGAGCUACCAAGGGAGCAUAU